This is a messenger RNA of Schistocerca nitens (vagrant locust), 589 nucleotides long. RefSeq names its product cuticle protein 18.7-like. Lineage: Eukaryota; Metazoa; Arthropoda; Insecta; Orthoptera; Acrididae. The coding region runs from base 109 to 495 and encodes 128 amino acids. The transcript has 3 exons. The record is from RefSeq and is a predicted model, not a curated record.
UCAUUCCACACGGACUCCGUGCAUGUCAGUCGGUGCCGUAUAAAAGGCGGCAGCUGCCUUGUCAGAGACACAUUUCAGCAGCAGCAACAGCAGCGGCCACAGACCACCAUGAACACCCUGAUCGUCCUGAGCGCCGUCCUGGCAGUAGUAGUGGCCACCCCCGGCUACCUGGGAGCCGCCCCCGCUGCAGUAGUAGCGCCGGCCGCCUACGCCGCCCCCGCAGUGGUCGCCGCCCCCGUCCACCCUGGAUACGCCGCCUACGGCCCUGCCCCCAUCGCCGUCCGCUCUGACGGCUACCUGCUGGACACCCCUGACGUGGCUGUGAACAAAGCCGCCCACCUGACCGCCGUCGCCCAGACGAGGGCCCGCGACGCCAUCAUCAACGGCGCCGCUGUGCUGGCCGCUCCCGCCGUCGCCGCCCCCGUGGCUUACGCCGCCCCCGGAACCCUCGCGGCCGCCGCCCACCUUCACGCCAAGGCUGCUCUGCUGGGCUGAGAUGUCUGUCUGCUACAGUUUCCAUCGGUUUCAUGACAUGGCGAUACUUGUGCAUUUUUUCAUUUAAAUAAACCAUCCUUCAAUGUGUAUAAAA